CCUCCAGCAGCACUACCACCACCACCAGCCGCCGCCGCCGCGGAGGCCCGAGGUUCUCCGCUCGUCGUCGUCGCCCGGGCCUUCCUCCUCCUCGUCGUCGUCGUCGUCGUCCUCCUCUUCGUCGUCGUCGUCGUCGUUGUCGUCGUCCUCGGUGCCGGCCGCCUGCUCGCCCAGAAGCAGCAGCAGCAGCAUGGUCCGGGAGACCAGGCACCUCUGGGUGGGCAACUUGCCGGAGAACGUCCGCGAGGAGAAGAUCAUCGAGCACUUCAAGCGAUAUGGACGUGUUGAAAGUGUCAAAAUUCUCCCCAAAAGGGGAUCGGAAGGCGGCGUGGCUGCCUUUGUGGAUUUUGUGGACAUUAAGAGUGCCCAGAAGGCACAUAACUCAGUCAACAAAAUGGGAGACAGAGACCUCCGGACGGAUUACAAUGAACCAGGAACCAUUCCUAGCGCUGCUCGUGGAUUGGAUGAUACAGUUUCCAUAGCGUCUCGUAGUAGAGAGGUUUCUGGGUUCAGAGGAGGUGGUGGUGGGCCCACAUAUGGCCCACCUCCAUCACUUCAUGCACGGGAAGGACGCUAUGAGCGGAGACUUGAUGGGGCUUCAGAUAACAGGGAGCGUGCUUAUGAACACAGUGCCUAUGGACACCAUGAACGGGGGACAGGAGGAGGAUUUGAUCGGACAAGACAUUACGAUCAGGAUUACUACCGAGACCCUCGGGAGCGGACUUUGCAACACGGACUCUACUACAGUUCUCGGAGCCGCAGCCCGAGCCGUUUUGACGCUCAUGAUCCCCGUUACGAACCUCGGGCCCGGGAACAGUUUACAUUGCCCAGCGUGGUUCACAGGGAUAUCUACAGAGACGAUCUCACCCGGGAGGUCCGAGGGAGGAGGCCAGAGCGGAGCUACCAACACAGCCGGAGCCGGUCGCCGCACUCGUCUCAGUCCAGGACCCAGUCCCCUCAGAGACUGGCGAGCCAGGCGUCACGGCCGACCCGGUCGCCCAGUGGCAGCGGGCCCCGGAGCAGGUCCUCCAGCAGUGAUUCCAUCAGCAGCAGCAGCAGCACCAGCAGCGACAGCAGUGACUCCAGUAGCAGUUCAAGUGAUGAGUCCCCCGCCCGCUCUGUUCAGUCCACGGCUGUUCCGGCACCCACCUCCCAGUUGCUUCCAUCUCUGGAGAAAGAUGAGCCCCGCAAAAGUUUUGGGAUUAAGGUCCAGAAUCUUCCAGUACGAUCCACAGAUACCAGCCUUAAAGAUGGAUUGUUCCAUGAGUUCAAGAAGUAUGGGAAGGUGACCUCGGUGCAGAUCCACGGGGCCUCCGAAGAGCGCUACGGGCUGGUCUUCUUCCGGCAGCAGGAAGACCAGGAGAAAGCCCUGAAUGCUUCCAAGGGAAAGCUCUUCUUUGGCAUGCAGAUUGAAGUGACGGCCUGGAUCGGGCCUGAAACAGAAAGUGAGAAUGAAUUUCGACCUUUGGAUGAAAGGUUUGAUGAAUUCCACCCGAAAGCAACAAGAACUCUCUUCAUUGGCAAUUUGGAGAAAACCACCACCUAUCAUGACCUUCACAACAUUUUCCAGCGUUUUGGAGGGAUCGUGGAUAUUGACAUCAAGAAGGUGAACGGCGUGCCUCUGUAUGCAUUUCUGCAGUACUGUGACAUUGCAAGUGUGUGCAAAGCCAUUAAGAAGAUGGAUGGAGAGUAUCUGGGAAACAACCGGCUGAAGCUGGGCUUUGGGAAGAGUAUGCCCACCAACUGCGUGUGGCUGGACGGCCUUUCGACCAACAUCACGGAUCAGUAUUUAACACGCCACUUCUGCCGCUACGGUCCCGUGGUGAAGGUGGUGUUUGACCGCUUAAAAGGCAUGGCUCUCGUUCUCUACAAAGAGAUUGAAUAUGCGCAAGCAGCUGUAAAAGACACCAAGGGGCGGAAAAUCGGUGGGAAUAAAAUUAAGGUGGAUUUUGCAAACCGUGAGAGCCAGUUGGCCUUCUAUCACUCCAUGGAGAAAACGGGUCAAGACAUUAGAGACUUCUACGAAAUGCUGGCCGAGAGGAGGGAUGAAAGAAGAGGUUCUUAUGAUUAUGCUGCUGAUCGUACCUAUUACGAGGCUGUUCGGACGCCAGGGACCUAUCCAGAAGACCCUCGGAGAGACUAUCCAGCCCGUGGCAGGGAAUUUUAUGCAGACUGGGAUCCUUACCAAGGAGACUAUUAUGACCCACGGUAUUACGACGAUCCACGGGAGUACAGAGAUUACCGUGGAGACCCUUACGAGCAGGACAUAAGGGAAUACAGUUACAGACAGCGGGAGCGUGAAAGGUUUGAAUCCGAUCGGGACCGUGACCAUGAAAGGAGGCCCAUCGAGAGGAGCCAGAGUCCUACUCAUUCUCGGCGGCCGCAGAGUCCUGGGGUGUCUCCAUCGCAGUCGGAGCGGCUGCAGAGUGACUCUGAGCGGAGGAUCUACAGCCGGUCUUCCGAGCGGAGUGGCAGCUGCAGCUCGCUUUCUCCCCCGCGCUAUGAGAAGCCAGACAAAACACGCCUCGAGCGAUAUCCCAAAAAUGAAAAAACAGAAAAAGAGCGUGCUUUUGAGCCAGAGAGACCUGACAAAGAGAAGCGCCUUGCGAGGAAAGAGAAGCUGGAAAAACUCGAAAGGGAAAAGGCAGAGAAGCUGAAACGCAAGGCCAAAGUGCCUUCUCCCAGCUCUCCAUCCUCAGAGGCUGAAGAGAACGAAGAAGAGCCCAGUCCUGAGAAAGUGAAAGGCAGUGGCAGCAAACCCAGCCGGGAAAGACUGGACAAAGAUGGGACGGCAAAGAACCGCCUGGAGCUGAUGCCCUGCGUGGUGUUGACACGCGUGAAAGAAAAGGAAGGGAAAGUCAUGGACCAGCCGGCUUUGGAGAAGCUAAGAGGGCGGCCGGAGAACGAUGCCGUGAAGUCUCCCUCCCUUGAGCCCAAAAUGCAGGCUUCUCAGAUGGAGCCCAUCAAGUCAGAUCUGCUGAAACUGGAACCCGUCCGAACGAAGGUACCCAAAGAGAAGGUGCUUGCCAGUCACAUUGAAAUGGUGGACAAGGACGGGAAGCUGAAGCCCAAGAAGCACCUGAAAGUGGAUCAGUCCAGCGAGGUGGCCAAUCCCGUCGAUCUGGAAAAGCUGGAGGCUCGCAAGAGGCGCUUUGCUGAUGCCAACCUCAAGCCUGAGAAGCAGCAAAAAAUGGAAAUCAAAAGAGGUAGUCAAGAGGAAGAGGACGCACGGGUGGUUUCCAAGAAGCAGAUGGAUGCGAUGGGUGAAUCGGAAAGAAAACCCCCAAGGAAAGAGAUGCUUAAACGGGAGUCCAAGAAGAUCAAACUGGAAAGGCUCAACAUCGCUGCCAGUCCCAAGGAUACUCAAGAGCCGACAGGUGUUUCCGGAGGCGUUGGUUCUCGUCCCAGUUUGGACCUGGCCGCUCGGUUGGGAGAGACAAUGGAGGAGGCCACAGAAGCUCCCGAGAUCCCCUCUCGAAAGGCAAAUUUGAUGAAACUGCAGCACAAGCACACACAGCUGUUAGAAGAUCCAGGAGCAGAGAGAGAGGACACCUGGAAAAGCUACUGCAGCCUUCCAGAGGAAGCAUCUGACCACAAGCAUGUCCAAGACAAGCCUCCCCCCUCCGAGAUGGAGGAGAAAAUCCCCAUCGACAUUGACCACACGCAGAGUUAUCGGAAGCAAAUGGAGCUCAGCCGCCGGUUGAAGCAGCAGAUGGAAAUGGAGAUUGCGAAGCAUGAGAAGUUUGGCAGCCCCAAGAAAGACCUCGACGAGUACGAGAGGCGCAGCCUGGUGCACGAAGUGGGAAAACCCCCGCAGGAUGUGACCGACGAUUCCCCUCCCAGUAAGCGGAAGAAAUCUUCCGAUGCUUUUGACUUUGAGAUCAGCACCAAGAGAGAGAGAAACUACCGAAGCUCUCGGCAGGUGAGCGAAGACUCGGAGAGGAUGGCCUGUUCCCCUGGUCUCCGGCCCUUCCACUUCCACGAGGAAGAGGAGAUGCUGGAUUCCCCGCGUUCAGUGCCAUUAAAAGAAACCAAAGAAUCGCCUAAAACGGAAGAAAAGGGCCCUCCGUACUCCAAUGUGGCUGUCAGGGAAGAGGCCUUGAAAUUUAACCCCUACGAUUCCAGUCGACGAGAGCAGAUGGCCGAAAUGGCUAAAAUAAAGCUAUCUACCCUGACUACAGAAGAGGAAUCCCAUCGGUGGGAAGCCCAAGUGAAACAGGAGCCCAACCGAGUGGAGAUUAGCUUUCCGAGCAGCAUUGUCAAAAGGAAAAGCAUACGGAAGCGGUCCGUAAGGGAUCUGGAGCCCGGGGAGGUGCCUUCAGACUCGGAUGAUGAUGGUGAUAGUAAGCCCCAUUCUCCUAAGACCUCUUCAUUACUGGAAAACUCCAGGUUAUCUUUUUUAUUGCGGGACAGGGAAGAGAAGCUCCGGGAGAGAGAGGAAAGGCUGCCAACAUCUUUAGAACGGAAUAAGUUUUAUUCUUUUGCACUGGACAAGACCAUCACCCCAGACACAAAAGCACUGCUGGAGAGGGCGAAAUCUCUCUCAUCAUCUAGAGAAGAGAACUGGUCUUUUCUCGACUGGGACUCGAGGUUUGCUAGUUUUCGAAACAACAAGGACAAAGAGAAAGUAGACUCAGCGCCAAGGCCUAUCCCUUCAUGGUACAUGAAAAAGAAGAAGAUCAGGACAGAUUCCGAAGGGAAGCUGGAUGAUAAAAAAGAAGACCAGAAGGAGGAGCAGCAAGAAAGGCAGGAGCUGUUUGCCUCUCGGUUCUUGCACAGCUCAAUCUUUGAACAAGAUUCUAAGCGCCUACAGCAUCUGGAGCGAAAAGAAGAUGACCUUGACUUCCUCUCUGGCCGACUGUAUGGCAGGCAGACCUCUUUGGAUGGUACCAACAGCCUGUCGGACUUCACGCCAGAGCCAGUGGUUCUCUUUCACAGCCGAUUUGUGGAACUCACUCGAAUGCAGCAGAAGAAGGAGAAAGACCAGAAGCCCAAAGAAGCCGAAAAGCAGGAAGAGAAGGAAAAUCGGCCCAAGACCCCUGAAGCUGUGCUUGAGAACAAAGAACCAGAGCAUAAACCUCCACUGCUUGUUGGGCUAGCCGCCGGGGUGAUGGUUACACAACAGGAAGCCUCCUCACUGGUCAUACCUGAGAAGGUGGUGAAUGAGAAGCUCCCGGUGGAGGCGGCCUCUUCUUCAAGAGAUGAGAAGCCACCAGAGCACGGGCCUGUUGCUGAAGAGCCAAAGCCUCUUCCGGAGCUCCUGGAACCUGUGAAAACAGAACUUCUAGUGCAGGCGGAAGCCCGGCCAGGCGCAGAGGGCAACAGGACAGAGACGGUUCUUCCAGCUGCAGCUGCUGAAGGUGACUCUGUAUCUGUGGAACAUCCUUCCUAUUUGGAUACCAAGCCACCAACACCGGGAUCUUCUUUUUCCCAAGCAGACAUCAGCACUGACCCAGAACGGGAAACAGUCUCACCACCUCCCAAAUUGGUCACAAAGUCCGAGGAUGUGCCUGAGGUGAAAGAGGAAGAAUUGUCACCCACUCUGAACUUGGAGCCAUCCGCGGGCCAGAAGGCGGAAGCAGCGUCUGAAGCUUUACCUCCCAUUUCUGAUACGGAGGCAGAAGCUGAGCCCCCUGUUGUUGUAAAAGACAAGAAGUCGUCGAAGAACAAACGUUGCAAGACCCCCGUCCAGUCGUCUGUGGCCAGUGCUCCGGAGAAGCCUGUUACAAGGAAGAGUGAAAGAAUUGAUCGCGAGAAGCUGAAAAGGUCCGGCUCUCCCCGUGGGGAAGCCCUGAAACUUCUGGAACUGAAAGUAGAAACCGAGAAGGGAUCCCGGAAUGCUUCAAAAUCCCCAAGUGCUGCCACAGAACCAGAGACCCCUGAGCCCAGUUUGCUCGUAGGCCGAACCAGACGUCGAAACGUCAGGUCUGUUUAUGCCACCACGGGGGAUCACGAAGGACCCUCCCCUGUGAAGGAGCCCGUGGAGAUCACCAGGUCUACCAGGAAAAGAGUGGAACGAGAACCUCCCGAUGCCACAACGGUGCCAACUCCUCCGAGGAGAGGCAGACCUCCCAAGGCCCGCCGCAAGCCCGAGGAGGAGAUCUCCCCCAUCAAAGCCGAACCGGCACAGCCAGAGGCCGAAGAAACAGAAGUGAAAGAGACGGUCGAAAUCCCUAAGCCUGUGGAGGGAUGGAGGUCCCCCAGAUCCCAGAAGCUAAUGCACGGCCACUCAUCAGCUGCCGGCGGCCCCUCAGGCAAGAGAGGGAAGAACGAGCUGAAGGCCGAGAUCUCCCCGGAGCCUGAAGAGACGGUUGAAUCUCCCAGCCAAAGCUUGAAUGUGGGUGAAAACAGCGGGAAGCCCAAGGUGGAGAAGGAGCCUCUUGCCAGCGAACCGAAGCGAGACAGGAAAGAUGUUGAAGUGGACAAAAGCCCACCUGACCCCUGCCCAGUUGAGAUUUUAGAACGGAAACCUGUCCCAGAGAAAGUGACAAAGGCCAAAAGGGGACGAUCCAGGAACGUCAAAGCGGUCGACAAAGCAUCCUUGAUGAAGAGCCUGAAGAACAUUGAGAUCCGUCUCAACGUGGAUGAAGUCAAAGGUGCUCUCCGGCCAAGCGAGGAGGAGGGGGAGUCUCUGCCAGCCUCACCCCCCAAAACCAGAAGCCCUCUGAAGGAAGACAAACUGUCGCCCUCCUUCGUAAAGAAUGAUCCCGAAGACCACUUUCAGGAAGUGGCCCAAGAAGGAGAGUGUGAAUCUACACACUCCCCUGAGGCCGAUCAGCUGGCCAAGCAGAUCGAGCUGGAGCGGGCAGUGGAGAACAUAGCCAAGCUCACCGAAAGCCCAGCAAUCACCCCCUACAAGGCGGCCGAGGUAUCAGAGGCGGCCGAAGUAUCAGAGGUACGCCAGGAGGAAGAGGGGGACAAACCUGCUCAUCAGGCUAGUGAAACGGAACUAGCUGCCGCCAUUGGGUCCAUCAUCAACGACAUUUCCGGAGAGGCUGAGAACUUCCCUGCUCCCCCAACGUAUCCGGCUGAGCCAGAACCUGACAUACCGGCUGUACCGCUGGUGUUGCCGCCUCCACGAGAGGAGGUGAUGGAGCCCGAGACAGAUCAAGCGGUUAUCAACAUCUUUGAGGCAGAAGCAGGGUCUGUGGAGCCGCCUGGCCCACCUGUCCCCGGAUCUGCAGCAGACACUGAAAGCAAGGAGGCAGAAGUGAGCUUCAGCGAAUCCUCAAAUUCAGCUCAGGAAGCAGAAAGUAUCCAGGAGGCCGAGGUUUCUCGGAAAGAACGUGGCCGCCAGAAGGUCACCCGGGCAAGACGCAAGCGCAGCAUGAGCAAGAAAGGCGAGGCUCCGGAAAUGAGGACAGUGGAGCCGGAAAACAUCUCAAGCAAAUCUCCUCUUGCCAGUGAUGCCAAAGGAAAACCCGAAGGGGCCAUGAAAGAGGACAGUCAGGGGACACAUUCUCCUCCCACGGCCUCCCCAGUGGGUGUCCCUGACGUGAGCAAGGUGGCCACCCUAGAUGUGAUGCCUCACAAACCCACCACGGAGAGCAGCCCUCUGCGCAAAGCUCCUGAUCCGUUGGAUCGUCACUCUCCCUCCCCUCCAGCCGACGAAGUGGGCUCGAGUGGGUUCAAGCUGCGCUCCACACCUGACAACACCCCUGUGACUCUCCCCAGCGCCCCUUUGCAGACCGUUACGCCUUUGGCCGCCAUGAAGUUCCCAGCGCCUGUCCCUGCCGGGGUGGUUCCACUUCAUUCCAGCACUACCAAGGUGACAGAGUGGAUUGUGAAGCACGAGGAGGCCCGGACCCGCUCCACCCCACCGCCGGCUCUGCCUCCCGACACAAAGGCAUCGGACAUAGACACAAACUCCAGCACCUUGCGGAAGAUCUUGAUGGAGCCCAAGUAUGUGUGUGCUGCCGGCGUAGCCUCCACACAUGUCACGGCUGCCAUCGCUGAGCCUGUCAGCGCUCCUCGGUUGGAGGAGGCCUCUGUCCAUCCUCCCGCAGAGGCUGUUAGAGCUGGUUCGGAUGAAAAGCCAGCAGUCCCGGCCCCCAACACGUUGGAACUGGCGGCCGCAGAGGCCCCGGUCUUCCCAGAGAAAGAGAAGAUCAUUUCAGUCAUUGCCCCCAAAGCCACCUCUGUGAUCAGCAGGAUGCCCCAUAGCAUUGACCUUGAAGAGACCCCCAGGAUCACCUUGGUAAAGCAAGCGCCUCAGCCCCAGACCUGCCUUGUCAGCGCCCUUUCGCCCAAGUACAAGCAGAGGCCAAGUACCAACGACAACAGUCGGUUCCAUCCCGGGUCUAUGUCUGUGAUUGAAGACCGUCCCGUGGAAACAGGAUCCAGCUCAGGCCUGCGUGUCAACACCUCUGAAGGCGUAGUCCUCCUGAGCUAUUCGGGGCAAAAAACGGAAGGCCCUCAGCGGAUCAGCGCCAAGAUCAGCCAGAUCCCGCCAGCGAGCGCUGUGGACAUUGAGUUCCAGCAGUCUGUCUCCAAGUCUCAGAUCAAGCAAGAACCUCUCGGCUCCUCUCCAGCAAUCCAGAAGGGCACUCAGGCUCCAGUGGUGGGGUAUGGGAGUGUAUCUGCCCCAUCUCUGGCACUGGGAACCCAGCCAUACAGCCCUUCCCCCGUCCUCACCUCCAUCAAGCAAGAGCGGAGCAGUAGUCUGGAGAAGUCAGAGCCAGCCCACCACUCGGUCCAGGCCCCUACUUCACAGCCCGGCCCAGUCAAAGUCCUUUCCCAGUCGGCCAACACACCCUCCAUCCUCAUCCACAACCAGAUGGUCCUCCCUCAGGGCAUAGCUUCUUCCACCAACAAAAAGCUUCCAGACCCAGCUGCCCUGAAAGGGGAGGCGAAAACUCUCCAGCCAGCCAGCCUGAGCCCCGGCGUGAGCCCUCAUCACGCCUCCUUGUCUGUCAAGAUGCAUCCGGAGGCCAACCAUGUGAGUGCCGGAGGUGGAGGCCCCGGGGAGCGGGCUGGGCCUCACCUGAGUGCCACCAAGCAGGAGCCCCUUUCCCCACGGACCAGUGGCCACUCUCCGUCUCAGUUCCCCAGGGCUUGUCACCCGGGCGGUCCUUCCUCCCCUGCUUUGUCGGGGAACAGCGCCAUGUUGGGGAUCCAGGGGUCUCCGUGCCCGGGAAUCCCCGUGCCUCAGUACAUCUCCAGCAUGCACCCAGAGCAGUCCGUGAUCAUGCCCCCACACAGCGUCACCCAGACGGUGUCCCUGGGCCACCUCACCCAGGGUGAAGUGAGGAUGAACACCCCUCCGCUGCAGGGCAUGCCCUAUGGCAUCCGGCCGGAGGCGCUCCACUCCCCACGGGCGGCCCUGCAGCCCCAGCGCUCCAGCACCCCCCAGCCGGCCCCCCUCCGGGACAUCGUCAUGCCAUCUCUGUCUUCCCAGCAUUCCUCCGAGGAGGAGAUGCACUACCACCACCCAGUGUGCCGGGGAUCAGCCCCGGUGCAGUCGGACGUUCUGGUGAUGCAGCCGGACUACCGCAUGCAUCCCACGGGUCUCCGGCUCGACCAAUACAACGUACCCCGGGACGUGAGGAUGAUGAUGCACCCGCACAUGGCCGCCGUGGGCAGCGACCACCACCCGGAGAGCCGGCAGUCCAGGACGCCAGAGGGGCGGUCAGUGAAGACUCCUCCAGCCACCAAGACGCUGCAGUCGGGCAAAGAGACGCCCAAGGCGUCGGAGGUCAAGAUGGCGCACUCUCCCCACAGUGAAUCUCGGCUCCUGAGCAGCCAGCUCCCGGGGCUGCCCUUGACGCAGCCAGUGGUCGUCCCUCAUGGCGUACAAAUUAUGCAUCCCACGGGGAGCUCCUUCCACGACUACCGGACCGUCUACAGCGACAUGAGGAGCUACCAUCCGGCCGCUCAGCUGGGCCACCCACCGUUCUCUGGGGCUUCGCCGAUCGGCCUGCCUUCCCGGAGCAUGACCCCCUCUCAGGGCCUUCCGGAAGGGGAACACUCGCACCCCAACCAGCCGGCUCACAGCAAGACUCCCCAGCUCUCCCAGGAGCCGAAGGGGGCCCAGGCGGCAGGCCCAGACCCCACCCACCAUUCGGCCGUCAGCCGGCACCUGCAGCAGAUGGAACCGCACUUGCACCUCCCGCGAGGCCAGGCAGAAGCGAGCCAGACCUCCUUCCCGUCCCCCGUGGCUGUUUCGGUCAAGCAGGAGCUCCCGUCGCCCCACCAGGCCUCCCUGCAGAAGACCUCCUUGUUCGUCCCAACCACCGCCGGGCCCGCUGCCGCUCCUUCAGGGCUGCUUGUCUCACGGCCCGAACCCCAGUCGGUGCUCAAACUCGACCCGGCCGCUCACACUGUUUCCCAGAGGCCCGUGGACAUGGUCCAGCUUCUGACCAAGUACCCCAUUGUGUGGCAAGGGCUGCUGGCACUGAAGAACGACACGGCGGCCGUCCAGCUGCACUUUGUCUCCGGCAACAACGUCCUGGCCCACCGCUCCCUGCCCGCCCCAGAGGGAGGGCCCCCCCUGAGGAUUGCCCAGCGCAUGAGACUAGAAGCAUCGCAGCUGGAAGGCGUGGCCCGCAGGAUGAUGGUGGAGAGUGAUUACUGCCUGCUGCUGGCCUUGCCUUGCGGCCGAGACCAAGAGGAUGUGGUGAGCCAGACGGAGUCACUCAAGGCCGCUUUCAUCAGCUACCUACAGGCCAAGCAAGCCGCCGGCAUCAUCAACGUUCCCAAUCCAGGCUCCAACCAGCCGGCGUAUGUUCUGCAGAUCUUCCCGCCCUGCGAAUUCUCAGAGAACCACCUCUCCCGCCUGGCCCCAGACCUCCUGGCCAGCAUCUCCAACAUCUCUCCUCACCUCAUGAUUGUCAUUGCCUCGGUCUGAGCAGCGGAUGAGUUGUGGACCUGUCUUUUCCCCCCUCCAAGGCCCUAUAGCAAAAACAGAGGCAACGGACGAUGGAAGGGUGGACUCAGUAGAAGGAAAGAAGGAAGAGAGGAAGGGGCUCCUCCGGCCCCCACCCCCACCUCUGGGGCCUUGGCCAAAUGCUCAUGGGGUGGUGCCCCCCACUGGCUUGUAUGUUUACAUUUUGCUUCAGCGAAGGCGGUCACCCGAGGGGCUCAGUGAGGCAGCCCGAGCCGGGCUUGUCGCGCCUCCUCUUUGAGGAGACAAAAGGAAGUCUUUUCAACAUGGAGGGAAUAAGUUUCAAAAGCACGGAAAAGGAACCAGAACUGCCUUUGCACUAGUUUAGUGGCUUUGGACCUUUGCACAGCUGAGAGGUGUGUUGUGGCAUCCCGGGUGGCAGUCUCAGUACACUCAUCCAGCCGGCGGACGGACACACUGGACUUGUGAGAGAGAUGCAAGACCUGGGAGGUGGUGCACCUGUCAGCGGGUCGAGGAGCAUUUCACACCGUUCCUUUCCUCCCUGACACACACACACAUACACAGAGUGCUUGAUUCUCCCAGUUGUUCCUCCCUUGCUCCUUGAACUGCCCCAUCAGCCUCCACCCAACCCCGAUGCUGCAGUUGCCUCGUGCCCCUCCGUCUGGGAUGUGCAGUUUACACCAAAAGCAAAACACAAAAGGGAGAGCUAUAUUUUCCUUCUCGGCAGGAUAUUGCAGGACUCUGUGGGUGGGUGU
Messenger RNA from Pogona vitticeps (central bearded dragon), 11598 nucleotides. The record is from RefSeq and is a predicted model, not a curated record. NCBI's taxonomy places the organism in Eukaryota, Metazoa, Chordata, Lepidosauria, Squamata, Agamidae.